GAACUAGAAGAAGAGAGAAGUGCCUCUGCAAUAGCUGCUAACCAGACAAUGACAAUGAUUACCAGGCGGCAGGAAGAAAAAGCAGCAAUGCAAAUGGAAGCAUUGCAGUGCCAAAGAAUGAUGGAAGAGCAAUCAGAGUAUGAUCCGGAAGCUUUGCAGAUUUUGAAUGAUUUAAUGAUGAAAAGAGAGAAAGAGAAGCAAGAACUUGAAAUGGAAUUGGAAGAGCACAGGAAAAAGAUACUGGACUAUGAAGGAAAAGAGAAAUUGAGGGUGUUGAGAAGAAAAGAUGGAAUUGAUGAAGACAAUGGCAUCUUCAACCAUGAGGAAAGCAGCCACAACAAUUUAAGUGCUGAUACAGUUUCAAAUUUGGAGGAGAUGGCAAUAGACUGUGCAAAGUAUAUAAGUGUUGUUGAUAAUUCAUUGGCAGAAUUUGAGGAAGAGAAGGUGUCCAUUCUAGAUGAGUUCAAAGCAUUGAGGGAAAAACUUAUCGCAGUGGUGAUAUAA
Gastrolobium bilobum is the source of this 504-nucleotide messenger RNA. RefSeq names its product myosin-binding protein 3-like. Lineage: Eukaryota; Viridiplantae; Streptophyta; Magnoliopsida; Fabales; Fabaceae. The transcript has 2 exons. Gene Ontology annotation, molecular function: myosin binding. The annotation marks the transcript as partial. The record is from RefSeq and is a predicted model, not a curated record.